AUGUUUAUAACAAUUAUAUUUAUCUUUCCUUUAAUUUCCCAUCAAAACCAAAUCAAACUAGAUAAAACAUUAUAAUUGCCUUUAUAUUAAGAUAAUCUAAUAGAUAUUAUUGAUGAAUCAGGAUAUAUAUAUAAAUAUCAUAUUACGAGUAAUUAAAAGAAUUAAGCUCAAUUAACUUACUGUUAAGCAAGACCUUAGAGUUUAGAAAUGAGAAUAGAGUAGCAACUGAAAGUCACUCAUAAAACAGAAUAGGAUUUUGAGAUCAACUUUGUAAAUGGCAAAUUUUAUGGUUAAUCAGAAUUUAUUUAAUCAGCAGUCAUUAAUAAUUAUGGAAUUAUAAUAUUGACAAGUGAUAAAAAUUUAACAUUUAUAUCCCACUAAGAUAUCAAUCAAAAUAUUGCUUAGACAGAACACUUUUAAAUAAACGAAUCUAUUGAAAAUUCUUAUUUAAUAUAGAUAGAAGAGUUAAAUCUUUUAAUACUUUUAUUAUAAAGUAAUACAGUUUAUGAAUAUGAGAUACAUAAUAAUACUUAUUAUAAUAAAUCUGUUUAGUUUAUUAACAAUUACAAAUAAGAAAUUAUAAAGGCAGAUCAGAUUAAGUGGAUAAAGGUUUAUUCAAUAUAUAUUUUUAUAUUAUCUUUCGAUGGAAACCUUACAAUUUAUAAUAGUAAGAUGGAGCAGAUUUAUUAAUUUGAAUCAAAAGUGUUACAUUUUGAAUUUGAAAUUAUUGCUCAAUAAUUUAAAAUAUAUCUAUUGUAUUAAAAUACAACAUUAUUGUGUAAAAAUAUGGAGUUUGAUAAUUAAAAUAUUUAAAUUGAGGAUUAACCAAGAAUAAUGUUAACAAAGCCAAAAGCGGUGAGUUUCAAAUUAUAUGAUAGAGGAGUAUUAAUGGUGAUAGAUGAUGACAAUGAAGGACAUAUAAUAGUAAUGAAUAAAAUUUAUAUUUAGAUAGAUUAUAAAUAUGAUAAAGAAAUCUUAAGAGAGAUUAAUAUGUAAUACAUAAGCUAAAAAGUAAGGCAAAUAGUGAUUCAUGAUAUCUACGCAUUAUUGAUAGGAGAAAAGACAUAGUUUGUAAUUACAAUAGGAGUUGAUGAUAUUUAUUUGAACUAAUAGAAUUAUAAAAUGUAGGCUAAUAUAUUGGUUCCUUAAAUCUUAGAUGUUUUGAAGUUUACUGAUGUAACAAGUUCGGGAAUAAAAGAUUAUAUUUAUGCUUAUACAAGAACAUAAUUUUUAAAAUUAAAUUUAUCAGCAGUAUUAAUUUAUAUUUAAAAGUAGAGGAAAUUUGAGAUAUUUUGUGGUUGUUAAAGUUAAGAGGAAGCAUUAAAAUCACCGUAUCAUUAUGAAUUGGAGUAUUACAAUAGUAAGUGUGAAGGUUGUCAAAAAUAGAGAACAUAUAAAUUAUUCUAUAAAUUUGCAAUAAUCACAAAGGAAGAUGAAUCUAAGGUGAUUGGAUCGAUAGUAGUAGGAGUAUUGAGCCUAAUUGGGAUUUUGGGAAUUGUGUUAUAUAAAUAUUUGGUACAUAUUCGUCUUUGGAAGAGAGCUUAAGAGAGAGCAAUGAAAUUAGAAACAACUAAUACAUCUGCAUAGAUAGAAUUUUCAAUAAAUGAUUCAAAGAUUGCAUUUGAGUUAGAAGUUGAGAAUGAGAAAAAAUAAUAAUGAAUUAUAUAUAUAAAAUCAUUAAUUUAUAUAAGAAAAAGAGUAUAAAAUAGUAACAUUAGAACUAAUUAAAAUAAUUAUAAUGCAAAUAGAAACAUCAUCUUCAAAAUGAAGUUAAUGAUGAAAGAACAAAAAACAAGUAAAAAAUAAAUUUUAUAAUGAUUUGAUACCUUUUAAUUAUUUUCCUUUAAAUAACAUAGAUCAAACUGUAUUCUUAAUGGAAAAUCAAUAAAGGAUUAUUAAAUAAUAAAAUUAACAGAAUAUUAAAUUAACAAUAAUCAGAUUCAGAAAUAGAUUUCUCUAAUUAAUUUAAAUUAAUAUAUAAAUCACAAAAAAAUUAGAUUUCAACUAAAAGAUCGAUAUUCAUAAAAAAAAAUAAUACUAUUGAAGAUUAUAUUUUAAUCUCCGAAUAAUUAAAAUAGAAAAUCUCUAUAUACCAGUUAAAAUAAUGAUCAUAUUCUAUUCAAUAAUAAUAACAAUAACAUAGAUAAUAAUAAUAAUCUUUGUUUUAAUCUGUGCAAAUAAAUGAUAUCAAAUCUUUUAAAUAACAAUUCGAAAUAACUUUAGAGGAAUGGAUAAAUUUGGUAAUAGAUUUCCUUUUGGAUUUUAAAGAGAGAAAAACUAUUAGGAAGAGAUGGUUUUUCAAUAAUUUGGUUAGGUAAAGAUGUAAAAGGAGGUGCAUUAUGUGCUAUUAAAUAGAUAACUAGAAAAUCUAAAGAUUAAACUCAUUUUAAAGAAUUAGCUUUUUGUAAUUAGUUCCUUAAUAAAGAAAGUUGAAUAAAGAAUUAAUGUUAAUAAAAUAAUGGUGUUAAGAAUCUAAGUAAAUUUUUGAUUAUAUUGUUGAUUCUCAUGAUGUAUUCAUUAUAUAUGAAGUUAGUGGAUAUUUAUUAGGCACUUAAUUAUAUGAUUUUAAAUCCACCAAUAAUAAUUAUAAGGUUAAUUCCAUAGAAAUUAAGUUUACUCUUUAAGUAGUUUCCUGUCUUAUUAUUAAAGUUUAUUAAAAGAAUUACAAAAACUAUAUAAUUGUGAUAUUAAAGUGAAUAUAUACUCAUCUCCUAUGGAUAAUAAGAUAUUGACUUCAAAAUUAAAGAUAAUAGUUCCUCUUUUAAAUUUAUUGAAGUCACAUUUAUAUUAAAAGAAAAUUAAAUGUCAUAUAAUAAUCAAUUAAUAAAUAUCUUAUCAAAUAUGCUAAAACUUGGGUUAUUUACAUCUGGGGAUUAAAAUGUGUUAUUUUAGAAAUUUUCAGGAUUACCAUUAUGGAUGA
Messenger RNA from Paramecium sonneborni, 2920 nucleotides. The record is from the annotation of a GenBank genome assembly. NCBI's taxonomy places the organism in Eukaryota, Ciliophora, Oligohymenophorea, Peniculida, Parameciidae.